AUGAAAGACUUGACUUUUGUCUCUGUCGUCCUUCCUCGCAUAAACUCUCCAUCGAUUUCUGAUAAAAACAAUCUCAUCAAAAAAAAGAGAAUCACAAACACGCUUCUUCUUCUUCUUCUUCUUCUUCUUCUUCUUCUUCUUCUUCUUCUUCUUCGUCGAAGCUCAAGCACUCCUAAAAUUUCAAUCUGCGACUACAUACAUCGAAAGCCGCCGGAUCGGAUUCCCGCGAAAUCCCCCUCCCAGAUUCGAUUCCACUUUCUAAAUCUGUCUGUUGCUUUCCAUGGGAUGGUCACUAAGAAUUCUCAAAAGAGCAACCUGGGCAUGACCAAGUCCAUGAGUUUCUUUCAGAAUAUCAUAAAACCCUUCAAACGCAACUCCAAUCGAGGUCUUGAAGACGAUAUCGAGAAAAUCGCCGCCUUGGAGCAGAAAGUUUUCCCAUUUCAAGUCUUAGUUUCCGCUACCAAAGAUUUCCACCCGACCCACAAACUCGGCGAAGGUGGAUUCGGACCCGUCUUCAAGGGAAGGUUACCUGACGGGAGAGACAUAGCAGUGAAGAAGCUAGCUCAGGCUUCAAGGCAAGGGAAGAACGAGUUUGUGAACGAGGCCAAGCUGUUAGCUAAAGUCCAGCAUCGCAAUGUCGUUAAUCUCUGGGGUUACUGCACACACGGAGAUGAUAAACUCUUGGUCUAUGAGUACGUCGCUAAUGAGAGCCUCGACAAGGCCCUCUUCAUCUCUUUUGUCUAUCUGUGUUUCACGUUACAAUCGGUGAUUAAUAACUUAACUUUUUCUCGUACGCGCAGUGGUUAUAUGGCGCCCGAGUACGUAAUGCACGGUGUUCUAUCGGUAAAGGCAGACGUAUUCAGCUUCGGUGUCGUGGUUCUUGAGCUCAUCAGUGGCCAGAAGAACUCGAGUUUCAGUAUGAGACACCCUGACCACACUCUUCUUGAAUGGGUAAGCUUCGGAUACCUCACGGGGUUGCGUCCUUAUUCGCUUCAGCGUUAUAGAACCGAUGCUAAAGACUUGCUGAUUUUUGUGACACAGGCGUAUAAGUUGUACAAGAAAGGCAGGACAAUGGAGAUGGUAGACUCGGAGAUAGCAGCUUCAGCUGAUCCGGAGCAAGUAAAACUCUGCGUUCAGAUCGGUCUGCUCUGUGUUCAAGGUGAUCCGCACCAGAGACCGCCUAUGAGACGAGUAUCUCUGCUUCUCUCUAGAAAACCGGGACAUCUAGAAGAACCGGAGCGUCCUGGUGUCCCGGGGUCUAGGUACCGUCGUCGAACACAUCGUCCUUCAGGAGCAUCCUCGGUCGGAACAUUGUCGACCACCGGAUCGAGUACAGACUCGUUCGGUUCGAACUUGAAUACCAACACAGGAACAGGUGGAGGAGCUACACCAGCGUCUUCUAGGACUCCGACUCGUACGCACGCCACGAGAAGCGUAGGUGCGAGCUCUAGCUCAGAUCCUCACGGGAAACGACCUAUGAGUUAUUAA
This is a messenger RNA of Thlaspi arvense, 1488 nucleotides long. Lineage: Eukaryota; Viridiplantae; Streptophyta; Magnoliopsida; Brassicales; Brassicaceae. The record is from the annotation of a GenBank genome assembly.